AGAUUAUUUCUGCUCGGUUGUGUGCUGGAGGUGAUUCGGUGUCACAGGGAAGAUCCAUUAUUACCAGAGGGGGAGUCCUGCCUGCAGCAUCAUGUCCAUCUUCAUGCUCCUGAACCUGCUCCUUCUGUCCGUUGCGGAAUUCUCGCGGUCGGCGGAGGGCUGCACAUGUAACCCCACUCACCCCCAGGAGGCAUUCUGCAACUCUGACAUUGUCAUCCGAGCCAAGGUAGUGGGAAAGAAACUGAUGAAGGAUGGACCUUUCGGAACAAUGCGUUAUACCGUCAAGCAGAUGAAGAUGUAUCGCGGCUUUAAGAUAAUGCCCCACGUUCAGUACAUCUACACAGAAUCUUCAGAGAGUCUGUGUGGGGUCAAGUUUGAGGUGAACAAAUACCAGUAUCUGAUAACAGGACGCGUGUAUGAUGGGAAGGUGUACACCGGCCUUUGUAACUUAAUCGAGAAGUGGGAGAAGCUGACCCUCGCUCAACGCAAGGGACUCAAUCACAGAUACCAUCUUGGAUGCAACUGCAAGAUCAAGUCUUGCUAUUACCUGCCCUGCUUUAUCACCUCCAAGAACGAGUGUCUUUGGACCGACAUGCUCUCCAACUUUGGCUACCCUGGCUAUCAGUCCAGGAAUUACGCCUGCAUCAAGCAAAAGGAGGGUUACUGCAGCUGGUACAGAGGAUGGGCCCCUCCAGACAAAACCGUAAUCAACACCACGGACCCCUGAGCCCACCGCUCACGCGGUCCAGAAGAUAUUAUAGACACUGAUCAAAAAUUUUAAGCAGCAAUGAAAUUGGUGCCUGAUUUCUUGCUAAAUUUCGCACUUCGAACUCUUAAACCUUUGCCAUCAAUACUGAAACUAUAUUUUUUAAUCACCCAUUUAAGCCAGAUGUGGACGGGGGUUUUCCUCUUGUGUACGAGAUAUUGUAGACAUCAGUAAGGGCAUUGUUAGCAAGAAAUACUGGGAAGUGUGGAUACCUGGGGGUAUCAGUGCAAGGAAUUCUUCUCUGCAGUGCCAAACUCCUGCCACAAGAGGCGCUGUGUAGCUAACAAACGUGCGAAGAGCCACUCUGCGCUGUGAGGAACCUCUCUAUUGUGCCAACCAAUCUCUAUAUAAAGAGAGGGGCACUGUUUAACCACUAGGGGAGAAGGGGGUAAUCACUCCGAACUAUUAACUAUUUGACAAAAGUAUUCCCAAUACAACAGCGUAUGUAUUUCUCUUUCCUUUGACAUAUACGUUUCUGAAACGACACUGUGAAUUGCCUCCUUUUGUGCUUUCUAGAUAGAAUUCUGAUGGAAAGUUGUAAUUCAUAAUGGCAAGAACCCCGACUAAUUGUCACAAAGCCCUAUAAUCUGAAUUAUAAAACUGGAGGGG
This is a messenger RNA of Spea bombifrons (plains spadefoot toad), 1375 nucleotides long. It is a transcript of the gene TIMP3, whose product is annotated as TIMP metallopeptidase inhibitor 3. The transcript has 5 exons. Lineage: Eukaryota; Metazoa; Chordata; Amphibia; Anura; Pelobatidae. Gene Ontology annotation, cellular component: extracellular matrix. Gene Ontology annotation, molecular function: metalloendopeptidase inhibitor activity; protease binding. Bases 92 to 727 code for a protein of 211 amino acids. The record is from RefSeq and is a predicted model, not a curated record. Gene Ontology annotation, biological process: negative regulation of membrane protein ectodomain proteolysis; negative regulation of endopeptidase activity.